Messenger RNA from Benincasa hispida (wax gourd), 1056 nucleotides. Its product is annotated as zinc finger A20 and AN1 domain-containing stress-associated protein 1-like. NCBI's taxonomy places the organism in Eukaryota, Viridiplantae, Streptophyta, Magnoliopsida, Cucurbitales, Cucurbitaceae. Gene Ontology annotation, biological process: proteasome-mediated ubiquitin-dependent protein catabolic process. The record is from RefSeq and is a predicted model, not a curated record. Gene Ontology annotation, molecular function: zinc ion binding; DNA binding.
AGCUUGCAGAAUUGGUAAUUCAUCUUUAGCGCUCCAUCAGCCCCUAAACCUUAACAUAAUCGGUUUUUCUCUGCGUUUCUUCCUCUUCUUUCUGUUUUCCUUCAUUUGCCGAGUGGGUUUUCUGAAUCUUUGAUUUUUAUUCUAGUUCCUUUUUUGAAUUUGUAUCCUAGAAGGAGGGUUUUGGAGUUUUGAGUUCCUUCGAUCUUCUACUGGCUUAAAGAGGGAAUUAGACCAAACGAGUUCGAAAACCAUGGGUUCGGAACAGAACGAUGGCACAAGCUACCAGCCAUCGGAGCCGAAGCUCUGCGCGAACAACUGCGGCUUCUUUGGUUCGGCUGGUACUGAGAAUCUCUGCUCGAAGUGUUACAGAGACUCUCGAAUCAAAGAAGAGCAAGCGGCUUCGGCCAAAGCAGCGAUGGAGAAAUCCCUUCAGUCCAAAAUUUUAAAGCCGGCAGAAGGUAAUUCUCCAGUUGUGUUUUCCGAUUCACCAGUGGAUUCAGCUUCACCAUCAUCGUCCACUGGAAUUUCCCUCGGCAGUUCCAACAAAUCUCCAUCACCGGAUGUUCCAAACCGGUGCCGGAGCUGCAAUAAGAAGGUGGGAUUGAUGGGGUUCAAGUGUAAGUGCGAGCUAACCUUCUGUGGACUUCACCGGUACCCAGAGAAACACAACUGUUGUUACGACUUCAAAAGUAUUGGGCGGGAGGAGAUCGCCACAGCCAAUCCCGUAGUGAAGGCCGACAAGGUUGAAAGGUUCUGAGUUCUGAGAAGGGUUUGGGUAGGAAUUUGGUAAAUUCUUAGUGGGUUUGUUGGUCUGAUUGGUCGUCUUUGUUCUUCUUUUUUGUCUCUGUUUAUUUGGGUUGGGGUUUAUUUUGAUGGUGGGGAAAGCUCUUAUGCUUGGUUUGCUUGGAAGUUAGCAACUAUGGGUGAAUAAUGCAAGUUUGAUUCCUUUUGAUUCUGGUUUUCCUUUUCGUUUACUCCAGUGUUUGUAAAGAUUAGGCAUUCAGUGGUUUUAUGAAUUUGAAAUUUGAAGAUGAACACAAAAACAACCAUUCUUCA